AUGCCCCUCAACCCCACCACCACCGCCAUCACAAUCGACGACCUCCUCUCCUCCGCCGACGAGCGCUCCCAGGAGCUCGCCACCGUCGCCGCAAUCUACCCCGAGCUGCACCCGCUCAGUCCCACCUCAGCCACCAUCCAGCUCCCCGUGAGCCCCCUCGUACCCGUACCCGUACUCUUCCAAGACGAAAACCCCACCACCACCACCAACAAGAACACCAAGAACCAGCCAUUACUCCCCAUCUCACACUUCCCGCCACUGACACUACUAUGCACCCUCCCCAGCGGCUACCCCAAAACCGCGCCGCCCACAAUCACACUCAGCACCCACCCACCCUGGCUCCCCGCACCCGUCAUCACCCGCCUCCAAUCCGAGAUCGCAGCGCUCUGGGAGGACUACGGCCGCGAACAAACAGUCUACACCGCCAUCGACCACAUCGCCACCUGCGCCGAGCGCGCAUUCGACAUUGCGCCCCCGCUCGCGCUGCCGGCGCGAAUGAAGGCGGCUAUGGCAGAGUACAACGACACCACGGUGCGCGCCGUCUUUACGGCCGGCACGUAUGAGUGUGGCAUCUGUCUGGAGCCCAAGAAGGGCGGCGUGUGCCAUCGCGUUAGGAGCUGCGGACAUGUGUUUUGUAGGGAAUGCUUGAGCGACUAUUUUGCCGCGUGUAUUGCGGAGGGGAAUGUUGCGGCCGUGACGUGCUCGGAUCAGGCGUGUGUCAGGAAGGCGGCGAAGGUGGCUGCUGCUGCUCCCCCGCCGCCGUCGCAGCAGCAGGGGGAGAAGAGCGCAAAGAGUAUGUUGCUCCCGCCGACGCUGCCGCCGGAGGAGCUGGCGGAUAUCGGCAUCUCGAGGGAGCUCGUGAAGCGCUAUGUAGACUUCAAGCAGAAGUCUGCGCUCGACGCAGACCCGGGGACCGUCUACUGCCCGCGUAACUGGUGCCAGGCGCCGAGUCGGGAGAGUAUCGCCGCGCUGGAAAAGGCGAUGGCGAUGAACCACACCACGUACUACCUCCCCCCGCACGGCCUUGCCCCUACCCCUCCCACCUCUGCCGCCGCCGCCACCACCACCACCACGGCGGGGGCAGGGGCGGCGCCACACCAGAAGCUCCAAGUCUGCUCGCGCUGCACACUCGCCUUCUGCCGCGUGUGCGAGCGCAGCUGGCACGGCGACGGGACCAUCUGCCGGGCGCCCAACGCGCCGCUUACCGCAGAGGAGCUUGCGAACGAGGACUACAUCAAGACGAACACCACGGCGUGUCCAGAGUGCAGCACGCCGAUUCUCAAGAGCCAUGGGUGCAACCAUAUGAUCUGCAAGUGCCAGGUGCACUUUUGCUUCCUGUGCUCGGCGUAUCUGAGCCCUAGUCAGCCGUUUAAGCAUUUCAAUACGCUGGGGACGGAGUGUUAUAUGCGCUUGUGGGAGGGGGAGGAGGGGGAUGGGGGGAGGGAUGGGGGGGAGGGGGAGGAGGGGGAGGAGGGGUUUGGGGGGUUUGUGGUUGUGCAGGGUGUGGGGGGGUGA
Morchella importuna is the source of this 1515-nucleotide messenger RNA. RefSeq lists its product as uncharacterized. Gene Ontology annotation, biological process: positive regulation of proteasomal ubiquitin-dependent protein catabolic process; protein polyubiquitination; ubiquitin-dependent protein catabolic process. Lineage: Eukaryota; Fungi; Ascomycota; Pezizomycetes; Pezizales; Morchellaceae. The transcript has a single exon. Gene Ontology annotation, cellular component: ubiquitin ligase complex; cytoplasm. Gene Ontology annotation, molecular function: ubiquitin conjugating enzyme binding; zinc ion binding; ubiquitin protein ligase activity. The record is from RefSeq and is a predicted model, not a curated record. The coding region runs from base 1 to 1515 and encodes 504 amino acids.